ACGCGAUAAGCACGCAUUUUAUUUCAAAACAUGUUUUUAUUUACUUAAAAAUUCAAUUCUUGAAAUGUUAGACAUAAACGUGACGAAAGAUAAGUUGUAAUCAGGCGAAUCCCAUUUUAAUAUAAGAGCAAAACAAAUUAACAGCUGGCUAGUUAUUUGAGUAUUUAGCAAACGUACGCGUAAAGAACAGUUAUUUUUACUGACGUUUUCCUGUUUAACCUUCAUAAAAGUGAAUUUUCUUUUGCCAUAUUCAGAAAUUGACAUAUGUCAGUGUCAGUGACUAUUUGUCAGUGCAGUGAAGAGUGUAGUUAUCAAAAUCAAAACAAAACUGUUAAAGAAUUAUAGAAGACAGAAGAACAAAAAAUGAAGAAACUGGAUCCUAUCACUGAGAGAGAUUUAAUAUUUCACGAACUAAUUGAGGAAUGUAAACAUGCAGUACCUGGCGCAAUGCUACCCUAUGGCCUUCGUAAUAGACUAGAAAAGUGUUCCCCAGAAGCUAGAAGGGACAUAGUGAAUAGAGUGAAAAAAGGUUGUUCCCCCUUGUUUAUCGCUUGCAAAAAAGGACAGACGGAAAUUGUUGAAUAUCUUAUUAACGUUUGUUCAGCGGAUGUUGAGCAGAAAGGACUGUAUGAAGUCCAGGAGGAUAGAUCCACCCACGUUGUAACUCCAUUAUGGUGUGCCGCAGUAUCGGGCAAACUAGAAGUCGUCCAGACGUUGUUAUACAACGGAGCAGACAUAAACGCCGUCUCAGACACGGGCUCUACCGCCGUUCGUUCUGCCUGUUACAUGACUCAUUUCGAUAUCGUCAAAUAUUUAGUUAGUCAUGGCGCAGACAUUAACAGGGCCAAUUUUAAUGGCGGGACGUGUUUGAUAAAUUCCGUACAGAGCACACCUCUGUGCGCGUUUCUCUUAAAAAAUGGAGCGAACGUCAAUGCAAGAGAUAUACAAAACAAAAGCGCUCUUCAUUACGCUAUACAAGAACACAGAUUAGAAACUACUCAGUUACUUUUAAAAUACGGAGCAGACUACAAUGCAAAAUCAAGAUAUGGAGACGAUGCUCUACAAAUGGCAUGCUUGAAAGGAUCGACGAGAAUUUUCAAACAUCUCAUUACAACAUUCAACUAUCCUAUCGAAAAAAUAGUUGAUGCUCACGAGCUGAUGGGAGCAACGUUUUUGGAUGAGCAUAACGAGUGGGAUAUAGCUAUACAUCAUUGGAAAACCGCGUUGCGUAUCCGACAAGCGUACAAUUUGUUCCCAAAACAACCAGUAAUGGAAUCUCAAGAAGGAUAUAGAUACCAAAAAGAGUUCGAAACGUUCGAAGAAUUAGAAAAUAUUACGUCAGAUGAGGAUUCCAUGCGAAUACAGAGUUUAAUUAUUGCCGAACGAAUCCUAGGAACAUAUCACAAAGAUACCAUAUUCAGGUUAAUGUAUCGAGGUGCUUCGUACGCGGACGUAUUGCGCUAUCAGCGAUGCAUAGAUAUUUGGCGAAGGGCGUUACAAAUUCGGAUAGAAAAGGAUACUGUCCUGUACACGGAUACGUGUUUUGCCGCGCAAGCUUUAGUCAGACUAAUGAUGGACUAUCACACUAAAUCUGUCAAACAUGGAGACGAUAAAGGCAGACAUCACAGAUUUUAUGAUAUUAUGUCAGUGUUCCAUCUUCUGACGCACAACAUCAUCGAAAUUAGACAACUGUUAAACAUACGACCCGUUUACAAGCGACAAGUGGAUUUCUUUGACAAAAUGUUGAAAUGUAUCGCCCAUCUAAUCUAUCUGAUGGUAGAAACCAUGUCCACCGACGAUGAAGUUGCGAUUGUGAAGAAAGCUAUAUCGGAUUUUUUGAGGAAAAACAUCAGAUGCGUACAGUUAGGAGAUACGAUAUUGCAUAUGUGCGUUUCAAAAUUGAAUACGAUCAGAUCUAACUAUUUUAUGAACGAAGAACCUAUUAUGAUAUUUCCUAAAGCCAGUGUAGUUCAAUUUUUGUUGCAAUGUGGAGCACCUGUCAACGAAAGAAAUGAACAAGGACAAACGCCUUUGCACAUCAGCACGCUCACUUAUAACUACUCAGAGCAGAUAGUCAAACUGCUGCUCCAGUACGGCGCUCACAUAGACAUACCAAAUCUCGAAGGCAAAGCCCCCAUAGAAGCCAUCGAAUGUCUCAAACCCGACCAAAAGAGCAACCUCAAUUUGUUACAGUAUUUAUCUCUAAAAUGUGUUUGCGCGACGGUCAUUUGCAAGAACAAAAUCCCCUAUACAGAUCAAAUACCAAAAACGCUGGAACAUUUCGUAAAGUUGCACGAACCGUAGAUUGUUGUGUUGAUAACUUAUAUUUGCUUUUUGCUACUAAAUACCGGUGAAUAUUUUUUGUGAUAUUUAGAUUGUAUUAACCGGUGAGUAUUCGGAAUCUAGCCACAGAUCAUCUGGUGAAUUGCGAGGGGGAAAAUACAUUAAAAUAUCUGAUGCACAUCUUAUUUAACUAUUUUACUACAGUAUUGUUUGAAUUAAUAUCAACUAAACAGAUAAUUUCAACUAGACAACAUUUAUUAGUUGUUAUAGAUGAUAAAAAAGAGUAAAAAUACAAUUUUAGUUGUUUAUAUUAGGAACUAAUAUAUUCCUUGUUGGCUUUUUAAUUUUUUGGGAACAUUUUGGCUUUUAUAAUUUUUUGGGAACAUUUUGGCUUUCGAACUCGAAAAUUUUUACAAGUUUUAUCACUUGUUGCUUUCCAAACUAUUAGGAUGACCGCAUCAAUCAGGUUUGUUUUUAUUGUCUAUUUUAUGAAAUCUAUCGUUUAUAACAAUUCACGUAUUUUGAAUGGGUUCAAAUCCGGUGACUUUCAUGGCCAUUAAAGACAUCGAAUAUGUUUGAUCUUGAAAGACUGCUUGACCGUUUACAUUAACUUUUCCUAAUUCGAUUUCCAAUCAAUGUUCCAGCGAUUCUGACAGUUGAUCGUGCAUAAUGUGUCUGGUACGUUUCUAAGAAGAGCAACUACACAACAUAUUUUAGAUGAAGGUUCAACUGUUUACAAAAAAAUAGCUCUCAUGUGAGAAAGCACACAUUUUGAACACUCCAGGUGAGAUAUUUUUGCCUAAUCUGUCCAAAAGGCUGUCCAUAACUGUUUUUUUCCUAUGUAUGGUCUCUUUUAUCAACAGUCAAUAACGAUAACUAGCUAUCUUAUGAUAAGUCUUGAUGAAGUUCUUUGGUUGUUUUUCUUUAUUAAAAAAACUUCAUCCAUUGCUACUGUCUUUCUCUUCCUUCUGCAUUUGCCUUUUCUAU
Messenger RNA from Diabrotica balteata, 3270 nucleotides. Lineage: Eukaryota; Metazoa; Arthropoda; Insecta; Coleoptera; Chrysomelidae. The record is from the annotation of a GenBank genome assembly.